CCCUCUGGGCCACCAAGCUGCCACAGAGCGAGGAUGGCCAGCAGGAAGGCGGGGACCCGGGGCAAGGCCGCGGCCACCAAGCAGGCCCAGCGGGGCUCUUCCAACGUCUUUUCAAUGUUCGAGCAAGCCCAGAUCCAGGAGUUCAAGGAGGCCUUCAGUUGCAUCGACCAGAACCGUGACGGCAUCAUCUGCAAGUCGGACCUUCGGGAGACCUACUCCCAGCUGGGGAAGGUGAGUGUCCCGGAAGAGGAGCUGGAUGCCAUGCUGCAGGAGGGCAAGGGCCCCAUCAACUUCACCGUCUUCCUCACACUCUUCGGCGAGAAGCUCAACGGGACAGACCCCGAGGAAGCCAUCCUCAGCGCCUUCCGAAUGUUCGACCCCAGCGGCAAGGGCGUGGUGAACAAGGACGAGUUCAAGCAGCUCCUCCUGACGCAGGCAGACAAGUUCUCUCAGGCCGAGGUGGAGCAGAUGUUCGCCCUGACGCCCGUGGACCUGGCCGGCGACAUCGACUACAAGUCCCUGUGCUACGUCAUCACCCACGGGGACGAGAAGGAGGAGUGAGGGGCUGUGGGGAGACCACUCCCACCACCCCAAUAAACCCGGU
This is a messenger RNA of Phyllostomus hastatus (greater spear-nosed bat), 604 nucleotides long. RefSeq names its product myosin light chain 7 (gene MYL7). Gene Ontology annotation, molecular function: calcium ion binding. Gene Ontology annotation, cellular component: myofibril; cytoplasm. NCBI's taxonomy places the organism in Eukaryota, Metazoa, Chordata, Mammalia, Chiroptera, Phyllostomidae. The record is from RefSeq and is a predicted model, not a curated record. Gene Ontology annotation, biological process: cardiac muscle tissue development; heart contraction. The transcript has 7 exons. Bases 34 to 561 code for a protein of 175 amino acids.